Molecule: messenger RNA, 1737 nt
Organism: Pocillopora meandrina
Lineage: Eukaryota; Metazoa; Cnidaria; Anthozoa; Scleractinia; Pocilloporidae
Source: the annotation of a GenBank genome assembly
GGAGCUGUGAACAUUGUUUUUCGUGGACAGUUUCGGUUGGCACGUUACAGAAGUAAUAAAUUGAUAAAAAGUUCUACGUAUUCAGGGGCCGGCUUUCCAGUAGAGCACUGGUGUUUUUAUUGAGAAGAACAGAAGAGAAUAUAAGGAGUUCAAAAGUCACACAGGUAACUCACCGAAACAUCGUCGUUGUCAACAGGGACUUAAAAUGGAUAUAUUACCAUAAAGUAAAAAUUGAACGCUCACCAAAAAUGUCUAGAGCUAAAAUAGGUUAUGAAAGGGGAGAGCGCAAAUUGUAAUGGGACAAAUUUAAUGAUAUGGCAAAAAAAAAAUUGAAUUUUAACGAUGAAGCUUGAUUGGAACGCUUUUUCCCCCACCUUUCCACACUAAAAUCGGAUUUUAAAGGCAUCGUUGAUAUUUUAACUGUUCUAGGGAGUAUGUCGACAACGAUUCGUAUCUCUACGUUCUUAGCAGUCUUUGCCAUUUUCUUUGGCCAAUCGAUGUCUUGCGACUCUGCUCUGCCAUCAGGUAAGGACUGGGCUAACGAUUGGGACUUGCCGAUGAAUUUCGAGUGCGAAAACGGUGAGCAGAAACUUUUUCUUUCGUAUUUUAGCCAUUUCUCGUCGGUGUUUAUUGGCAUAUAACUUCCUCCAGAAUGGGGAUGUGAGGUUGAAGCCAGUGUUCGGUCUUUUUAUUCAUCUUGUUUUAUUUCAAACCGAAGAACUUAAGUUCAUUCUAAUGUCACUUCACACGUAUGCAGGCAACGCAAUCACUUCGCUGUACAGUUUCUGGCUGGGCUGUAAAAAUGAUCGCAUCUGGAGCUUGGAAUGUGGUGCUGUUGGGAAAUUCAACAACGAGAAAAAGUGUUCGCUGACCGCGGAAGUAAAUGAGUGGGAUGGGCCACUGUUCAAAAUGUGCGAUGGCAACGGCUAUGUGGGCGGAUUGUCCAGCGUACAUGACAACGGCAAGGAGGACCGAAGGUAAGUAUAAACGCCAAGAUUUUAUCACAAAGGCCAAAUGACCUCAUGGGGUCUCACCACUACCCACCCCUUUUUGGCAAGAAAGGGGGAGACCUUGGUUUAGGCUGGUAAAGUGUCUAACGAAUUUCAGCAGACUACAAAUCAACAAGAUGGGACAAAGGUUAAGGGAGGUAAGAGCCUGGAAACGAGGAAUUACGUCACACGACGGUGACACACUAGCGGAUAGAAAUCAGAACCUGAAUGUUUUUGAUUAAUAAUUGAUAAGAGGAAUUGUAGCAUACCCCAGUGGGUUUUAUAUUGGUCGGCUUCAGCUGGUUGAAGUAUUCAACGCGGAGUUUUAUCGCGUGCUGGCAUAGUUUAGACUGUUUAAAAAACUCCUCAAUUAUUUCACUGCAAUCGUACAGGUUCAAGGUUCUAUGUUGUAAGUCACCCAAUCACCGAACAACUGAUUGCUACACCCAGAUCUUGAAUGACUUCCGAGCUGUUAUAGAUUACACGGUGCCAGAAGACCAUGUGAUAGUUGGGUUCUACAGCUAUCACCGUAACGAUAAAGAGUAUGUAUAAUUUUCAGAGCCAAUUCCUCAUUUAGUUUAUGCUUAUGGUGCUAUUGAUUGUUAAGUGCGAUCAAUUUCGACUCUACUUCAUGGUAUUCAACAUUUUUAAAGGUAAAAAAAGCACAGUUCUAACCAAGCUCUCACGUCAGCAGCAGUUUGAAAAGUUCAUAAAAAAGAGUCUAAAUGGGUUUAACCGUUAGCCGUGA